Anopheles arabiensis is the source of this 534-nucleotide messenger RNA. RefSeq names its product cuticle protein 18.6-like. The transcript has a single exon. NCBI's taxonomy places the organism in Eukaryota, Metazoa, Arthropoda, Insecta, Diptera, Culicidae. Bases 66 to 425 code for a protein of 119 amino acids. The record is from RefSeq and is a predicted model, not a curated record.
GCCAGCAAACGAUCACUGCUUCUACAAACCACCAAAACCCCAAACCACCACCACCACCAAACAAAAUGUUCGCCAAAGUGUUCAUCUUCGUCGCCAUCGCCGUUGCCUGCGCUGCUGGCAAGCCGCUGACCGCCGCCGUCGUCGCCGCACCGGCCGUUGUGACCGCCCAGAGCUCGCAGUACGUCGCCCGGAACUACAACGGAGUGGCCGCUGCCUACACCGCCCCGGCCGUCGUGUCGGCCGCUUACACGGCACCGGUGGCCGCCGCCUAUACGGCCCCAGUUGCUGCCGCUUACACCGCUUACGCCUCGCCGUUGGCUGCUGCCUACACUACCGCUCCGGUGGCCGCUGCCGCCUACAGUGCCCCGCUGACGGCCGCCUACACGGCUGCCUCGUACGCCCCGUACUACCCGUACGUGCUGUAAGGCACCGUCUCAGCAUAUCCUCAGCUAAUGACUCAAAGGACUCCUGUUUUACCCCCGCCAUGAUCGUUUGUUGUAAAUAAUUACAGUUGAAGCAUUAAGCAAUUCAAAG